GCGCCUUUCCAGCCGCCCGUGGAGCCGGGAGCUACCCGCCGCCCCUGCUUCUCUUCCGCGGGAUCGGCGGCAGAAGCCCCGCCAGCAAUGUCGGAGCGCGGGACGGGGCAGCAGCCACUGCCCGGGGCGCAUGGUGACAAGAAGGCAAGUGGAGAUUCUUCCAAGCCAGGAGAGAAAAAAGCAGAAGUGACAGAGGAAAAACAGGCAACUGCUAAUGUCAGCCAACCCCCCAAAACACAGACAAGGGGAGCACCUUCUGCUGCUGAGCAGUCUCCCUCUGCAGAUGCAUCAAAACCACAAAUUAUGAAGCCGUCUGAAACCAGGUCAGCACCAACAACCAAAGCAGGAUCUGAAAAAAACACCCAGUCAGCCAAGCCAACAGACUCUCAAAAUAAACAGCUGUCUGAAGAGAAGCAAAAGGAACCCAGUGAAGCAAAAAACCAAACCUCACCUUCUGUGACAACAGCUUCUAAACCAAAUAAUGCAGAAAAAGUAGCUACAACUCAGGCUGACCAGCCUCCACAACCAACCCCCACAGAGGCAGCAAAGGCUAGUAUGGAUGAGUCAGCACUGGACAGCUUAAUAGAUACCCUGGGUGGACCUGAAGAUGUGCCCACUACUCCUGUUUACACUGGUCCAGAAGUUACGGAAGAUGGUAUAUAUUCAAGAUACUUGGAAGAAAUGGGUAAACGGGAGGGUAGUCUCCCUCCAGAGUAUGUUAAAUUGUUGAAGAGCAAAGGCCAAGACGAAGUCCUACCAAAAGCAAAUGAACCAAACGAAAAACCAAUGACAGAUGAUGAGCUUGCUGAGACCCUGUCAUCUGACUUUACCUGUAGUACUGCUUCUGCUCAAGAAAAGAAGACCAGUCUGACAGAGAAACAAAGUAAGGAAGAAGAAAUUGUGCAAGCACAAGCAGCAAGUUCAGUCAAGACCUCAGUUCCUCCUAAGGAGAAGAAAACAAAAUCAAAUGAGGAAAUUAAAGAAGAUGCAGUGGAAGCUCUCCUUGAUACUCUUGGAGGACCUGAACCUGAACCAGAGGAAGAUCCUAUGCCUGUUGUAGAGGCGUCAGAGGCAAAAGCUAAAGAGAAAAAAGAAAACAAGGUUGGAGAACAUGAUGAUACAAUACCUCCAGAAUACAGGUUAACUCCAGAGUUGGAUAAGAAUGGAAAACCAAUAUUACCGAAGCCUGAAGAAAAACCAAAGCCUCUGAGUGAAUCUGAUCUUGUUGAUGAAUUUUCAAAGGACUUUGCCUUCCCUGCACAGCCUGCAGCACAACCCAAACCUUCAAAGCCCAGCAGCAUAUCCAAAAAGCCUUCAGAUUCUGUGUCUGCAAAAACCACUGAGAAUAAAGUAGUCCCUCGUGCCACAGCUUGCACUGUGCAGUCUUCAGCUCCACCAGCCCUGUCUGCAGUUGGUCACGUAGCAGAUGAAGCACUGGAAGCCUUGUCCAGCAACCUGGGAAAGAGGAAGACUGAUCCAGGUGAAAAAAAUCCUGCUAUGGACAAAGUUAAGGAGAAAACCAAAACAGAACAACACAAAAAACUGGGUGAAGAUGAAGAAACAAUUCCUCCAUUAACAGGAGCUAAAGAUAAAGAUGGAAAACAACUCUUACCAAAACCGGAAGAAAAGCCACAGCCUAUGAGUGAAAAUGAUCUUUUAGAGGGUUUGACAGAAGGAUUUUCCUGUUCUCCAUCACCACCUGCACCAUUACCUACGUCAACUGUACAAAAGAAAACCAAGGAGGGUGGGAAGCCCAUGGUUUCCUCGGAUGUUAUCUCUGCUGCUACAGUUUCGGCAGUGCACUCUGCAGCUCCACUGUCUUCUGCCUCAGGAGGAAAAGAGAUGGAUGAAGCCUUAGAUCUCCUGUCUGAUUCCCUGGGACAGAGGGAGCCUGACCCUGAUGAGAACAAACCAGUUGUGGAUAAAGUAAAGGAAAAGGUUAAAUCUGAACGCAGAGAAAAACUUGGAGAAAGAGAUGAUACCAUACCACCUGACUAUCAAAAACUUCUGGAGUCAGGUGAUCAGGGUAAACCAGCAAAGCCAACAGCAAAGGAGGACAUAAACCACAAAGGACAAAAGAAGCCUAGAGAUGACAGUGCAGCUAUUGAUGCCUUAUCGGGUGACUUUGACACUUGUGCAAAUGCUCCUGCUACACCACAGCACUCAAAGUGUAGGACAAAAGCGGAAAGGAAACCACAACGACUAAACCAACCUCAAAGGAUAAAGGAAAACCCAGAGACCCUAAAACGGCAAAGGGACAAUCCUCCAGCAGCAAAUCUGAGAGGCAGAAAACAAGCUAAACAUUAAAACAUUCUUCCCCCCAGGAUCCUGGCACAUCAUGUAAAAUGUCUUCUUUCUGUGGGUGGAUAGUUACUCCUGAAGAACAAAAGCUGAUGCUGAAAUCGCAUGGUUAUUCUGGGUGGUUUUUGUGCAGCGAUACUUGCUGGACUUUUUUUUCAUCUUUUUCCCCAGUAGUAGGCUUGGGUGGUUUGUUUCUUUCCCUUACCCAGUCAGUUCAUUAUAGUCUGACUGUUUUUUAAUUUCCUUUAGUGUUCAGAAGGAAAGAAUGCUUCUAUUUGCAAGAAAUAUAUUCCAUCAAUGAAGAGCAAUGCCAAAAAAAAAAUUUCUGCAGACUUUUGCACAUAACCUCCACAUAGUGCCUGUAACUCUCUGAAGAGUUCGUAUGUGCUAGCAUUUUUAACAUUGUGGUGAAUGCCUUAAGUGUUCUGGAAUAUAGUGAGCUUUAGUUAUCCUCAGCUGGGGCUGUGCAGGCUUUGCUCAGGCCGGAUCCUGGUAGGAAAACCACAGGUCAUCUGUGGGUGGAUAAAGGCUGAGAAACUGGGGAUUAGCUGCUUCUUCCAGCACAUCUGGUAAUAAAGCAGGUAUUUGGGAUGCUGCCUUAACUGUAGUUAAAUACACUAGGACAGAAUUUUUUAUCCCCCCCCCCCCUCCCCGCCAAUUCCCCCAAUUGUAUCUGUACUGUUAUAUCAUAAUUUCAGGAGUCUCCUGGACUGAUCAAAAACAAGUCUUAGUGUAACAGUGACACUGCUACCAUCACAGAAGGGGAAAUUGAGAAGGGGCAAUGAGUCUUGGCCGAAAUCAAAGUUCAGGUCCACAGGCAGACUCUUUUUUUUUUUUUUUUUAAAUCUUGUUUUGCACUGUUUCUAGUCCUUCUGUUCCUCGCACUCCAGCAGGGAAUGCAGAAAUAGGGCCGAAGUUAACGCUGCAGGGAACAGUCCCAUUUUCCUGCCCUGCGAGAGAACAGGCACAGGCAGGCGCGUCUCACGGGUCUGCUGCAGCCAGGGCUGUCAUGACAAGUGUCUCCGUGGCUUUCCCUCUGCCUUCUUCCUCUGCAGAAUAUCCUUUUGCACAUCCUUACACGUGUUACAGCUCCUCCCAUCGGCUGCCAGAGGAAGGUCUCCUACCAACACCAAAACCCGGCUCUGGGGUGUGGCCCUGGAGGCAGAGACAGCCCGGAGACUGAAGUUGGGGAUAUUUAAGACUCGUGACUCUGCUUCCGGUCUGCACUGUGCCACACUAAUAAAAGUUCUUAAGGAUGC
This is a messenger RNA of Chiroxiphia lanceolata (lance-tailed manakin), 3560 nucleotides long. It is a transcript of the gene CAST, whose product is annotated as calpastatin. The coding region runs from base 88 to 2307 and encodes 739 amino acids. The record is from RefSeq and is a predicted model, not a curated record. The transcript has 29 exons. NCBI's taxonomy places the organism in Eukaryota, Metazoa, Chordata, Aves, Passeriformes, Pipridae. Gene Ontology annotation, molecular function: calcium-dependent cysteine-type endopeptidase inhibitor activity. Gene Ontology annotation, cellular component: cytoplasm.